GAAGAUCAUUCGGAUAACCCCGCAACUCACCACCACACGCUGGCUCUCCAACCAUCACCACCACGUGCCCCUCCCUCCUCCUCCCAUCGUCACCACCGUCUUCUCCAUCGUCUAAACUCCAAAACCCUCCUCCAACAACACAUGCAUUAACUCCAGAGCCAAAGAACAGAGCGGAAAACCCUCCCGCCGGACACCGCCGUCGCCAUGGGCUGCGCCUCCUCCAAGCGGAUCGACGCCAAGGUCGACGUCUACCGCCCUCCUCCCUCCAGCUUCGCCGUCUUCGACAUCAACUCCAUCGACGAGCCAUGGCACCUCGUCGACGAGAAGGACGGCGCUCCUGCUCCGGACCACCACGCCCCUGACGGCAAGCCCUCGCACGUUCCCGACCCGAUUCUCCAGAAGCUCCACACGCUCGAGUCGAACGAGACCCCCCACUCCUGGGUCGAGGUCAGUAAGGCCCUCGAGGACCUCAAGACCGCCGCCGCCGCCGCGCCACCAUUGCCCCCGCCGAAGCCGUCGCCGCCUUCGGCGAAAGGCGGCGGGGGAGAGGCUGCGCAGAGGGCCGCACCGCCGCGGAAGAGCAUCUCGUUCCACACGCUCGAGGAGCUCGACGCGAAGCUGUCCGCGAAGCCUGCGGAGCCGCAGCCGCCGCUGCGCAAGACCGAGUCGAUGCGGAGGGAGCCGAGGAAGAAGACUGAGCCGCCGGUCGCGGCAGAGCCGAGGGUGGCGGAGACGGCGGCGGGAUUCAAGUCAGUGAAGAACAACAUCUUCGUCGUGAGGGACAGGAUGGAGCGAGAGAAGGAGGGCAAGAUGGCCGCAUACGAGCGCAUACUGGGCAAGCGGGACCCGCUGAGCGAGUUCCCGGAGAAGUGCCCGCCGCGCGGCGAAGACUCGCUGGUCAUCUACACGACGUCCCUGCGCGGCGUCCGCCGCACCUACGAGGACUGCGCGCGCGCGAGGUCGAUACUGGAGGUCCAUCGCGCGGUGUUCGACGAGCGCGACGUGGCGCUGCACGGCGAGUUCCUCAGCGAGCUGCGGCAGAUCUUCGGGGGCGAGGAGGGUGGCACGCCGGCGCCGGCGCCGAUGCCGGUGCCGGUGCCGAGAGUGUUCCUCAAGGGCCGGUACCUGGGCGGCGUGGAGGAGCUGGUGGCGCUGAACGAGUCGGGCCGGUUCGGGAAGCUGCUGGCCUUCGCAGGGGUGGAGCGGGGGGCCGGGAGGCUGGCGUGCGAGGGGUGCGGCGGGGGCCGGUUCGUGCCGUGCUUGGAUUGCGGGGGGAGUUGCAAGGUGGUGGUGGAGGGCAGGAAGGAGAGGUGCGGCAGCUGCAACGAGAACGGGCUCGUGCACUGUCCCGUCUGUCUCUAGGGAUACGCCCGACCAAAGCCAUCGUUCCGAACACAUCUCAUCAAGUGAUAAUACUCCAACAUCCGAUGAUCUCUUCAAGAAAUUAGAGGUCACAAUGCCAAAAUUCAUCCUAUCAAAGUGAUACCAAUUUUCCUCGAUCUUUGUACAUAGUGGGCAUAAUGCUUUUCCUUGUUCAGUUUGUUUUGUUUAUCGGAAAGAAACGAUCGUAUCUAAUUGAAGGUUUCAUUUUCUCCGUUCGAUUUUGGGUU
Eucalyptus grandis is the source of this 1610-nucleotide messenger RNA. Its product is annotated as glutaredoxin domain-containing cysteine-rich protein CG12206. The transcript has a single exon. Lineage: Eukaryota; Viridiplantae; Streptophyta; Magnoliopsida; Myrtales; Myrtaceae. The coding region runs from base 205 to 1362 and encodes 385 amino acids. The record is from RefSeq and is a predicted model, not a curated record.